Messenger RNA from Aspergillus ibericus CBS 121593, 864 nucleotides. RefSeq names its product putative thiol methyltransferase. The record is from RefSeq and is a predicted model, not a curated record. The transcript has 2 exons. Lineage: Eukaryota; Fungi; Ascomycota; Eurotiomycetes; Eurotiales; Aspergillaceae. The coding region runs from base 1 to 864 and encodes 287 amino acids. Gene Ontology annotation, molecular function: S-adenosylmethionine-dependent methyltransferase activity.
AUGUCCAACCCCACCCGCGCCACCCCUCCCCAAUCCGUCCCCGACACCAUAGCCAAAUACCCCGGCGAGAAAUACCUCACCGGCUGGGCCGAGAUCUGGAACACGAACCCCUCACCACCAUGGGAUAAAGGAACCCCGAACCCCGCGCUAGAGGAUACAUUGACGCAGCAACGGGGAACAAUCGGGGGCGCCAUUGCAACCGACGCUUCGGGAAAGACGUAUAGGAAGAAGGCGUUAGUUCCGGGAUGUGGAAGGGGAGUGGAUGUGCUGCUGUUAGCGAGUUUCGGGUAUGAUGCGUAUGGGUUGGAAUAUAGUGCUGCGGCGAUUGAGGCGUGUAGACGGGAAGAGAGUGAUCAUGGGCAUGGGGAGAAGUAUCCGGUUCGGGAUGCGGAGGUGGGGAGGGGGGAGGUGGUGUUUGUGCAGGGGGAUUUCUUUGAGGAUGGGUGGUUGAGGGAGUUGGGGUUGGGGUUGGGGGGGAAUUGUUUUGAUUUGGUUUAUGAUUAUACGUUCUUCUGCGCGCUGGACCCGUCGAUGCGGCCAGCCUGGGCGCUCCGGCAUACCCAACUAUUGGCGCCUUCGCCGCGAGGCAAUCUAAUCUGCCUGGAAUAUCCACGGCACAAGGACCCGUCGCGUCCGGGUCCUCCGUUUGGUCUCUCCUCGGAGGCUUACAUGGAGCAUCUCAGCCACCCCGGAGAGCAGAUCUCUUAUGACGCUCAUGGUCGAUGCAGGAUGGACCCUCUCCGCGAACCAAGCGAGCGAGGUCUGGAACGGGUGGCUUAUUGGCAGCCUGCCCGGACGCAUGCAGUGGGCAAGGAUGCCAAUGGGGAGGUCCAGGAUCGAGUCUCCAUCUGGCGCCAGAGGUAA